GUGCGAGACAAGCUGUACUGAACAAUUGACACAGCUGAACAACCGGGAUGCAAAAGAUCAAUAGGCCAACCACAUGAAACGAACUAGUCAUGAAUGCUGAGCGGUCUAACUCUAAACGACUGUCAUGCGUGUGUACAACACAAUCACGUGACGAAACAGUUACGAAUGUCAAACUAUCUAGCUGUGAGCGACUGUGAAGCGCAAGCCCGUCUAACACCCUCCUUUAAACUGAACAAAAUAGCGUGCUACGUUUGAUUGGGAUGCUUUACGUCUCGGGUUCACCACGAGUCUCUACACUGGCGCUCUGAUUCGGGUUGAGUAUCUUCGAGCUUUAGUUCCGUUUUCUGUUUGGACGAUGGGCUCUUCAGACGGGGUAAUUUGAUAAGUAUCCAGCAAGAUGUUGAACGGUAGUGAAGCUUCCUGUUUUUAUGUCGUCACUUGCACAUCAAAACGGGGUCCAAUAUGGUUUGCAUGUCUAGUCCAUAUGAUGGAAUCCACUUGUAUUCUGUACAAAACACUUGAAAUCCGUUCAACGAAACGGACAGCAAUCCAGGAUGAUCCUCCGUCACGAACAUUCUUUACGGACAUACUAUCACCAGGCAGGAAAUGCCGGUGGCGUGUUCCACGAUGGCGAUUAAAAGCCAACUCCAUUCAAACAUUGUGCUCUCUCUUGUGUAGCGAUGGCUUCAAAGCAUCAAGGACCGUUCUGACACGCCUACCGAGAAACGCUUUGGAUGGGGAUAUGUUUUGAGGUACUGCUGGACCUGGCGUCGUACGGUAAAUUCACAAAAAUUUGUCGCUGAUUUCCUGGAUAUUUCCCUCUCUUUCCAAUUUAAUCAAUGCUCGCUUAAGCGUAU
This is a messenger RNA of Dicrocoelium dendriticum, 857 nucleotides long. The record is from the annotation of a GenBank genome assembly. Lineage: Eukaryota; Metazoa; Platyhelminthes; Trematoda; Plagiorchiida; Dicrocoeliidae.